Debaryomyces hansenii CBS767 is the source of this 531-nucleotide messenger RNA. RefSeq names its product pyridoxal 5'-phosphate synthase. The record is from RefSeq and is a predicted model, not a curated record. Bases 1 to 531 code for a protein of 176 amino acids. NCBI's taxonomy places the organism in Eukaryota, Fungi, Ascomycota, Pichiomycetes, Serinales, Debaryomycetaceae. Gene Ontology annotation, cellular component: cytoplasm; nucleus. The transcript has a single exon.
AUGUCUACGAAAUUACCAGAAUCCGUCACCAAGUUGUUAAACUCGACAAGAUAUGUUCACUUGGCAACUUGUUUGGAUAAUAUUCCCCAUGUAUCGUUAAUGAACUAUACCUACUAUCACGGGAAUGAGGACUACAUUAUUAUGACCACUCCCAAAGGAACAACAAAGUACGAAAAUAUGGUGGCAAAUCCCAAUGUUUCAUUAUUGUUACACGACUGGAUGGCCGCAAAAACUACCUCCGAAGACACUAGUGAAGCUACAGGCAAAAGAAGAAAUUCGUUGUAUGAAUUCUUGACAAACUUGAACAAAACAGAAAUCAGCAGGGUUUCAGUCAUGAUUAAUGGGAGGGCUGAAGAACUAUCGGUGGAUGCCGAAAAGCACAACUUCUUCAAGUCCUUACACUUGAAUAACAGCUCAAUUGACGAGGUUCAGGCCGAAAACUACAUCAAGGAUGGCAAUACUGCGCUUUUCAUCAUCAAAAUUGACCUAUGUAAGGUCACAGACACCGAAAACAAUGUCGAGGAAUACUAA